AGGAAGUACGCCAUGCCGUGCGGCGCGUGCGAGGGAAGGGCACCCACGCGUGCAGGCUCUGCAGGGGCAGCGCCACCGUCGAGUGGUCUCCGAUGCACGACCCGGUGUUCGUCAACCCGUGCCUCUGCCCUACCUGCGAUGGGACCCGGGUGCAGCGUUGCUUGAACUGCCUGGGAAAUG
This is a messenger RNA of Miscanthus lutarioriparius, 180 nucleotides long. NCBI's taxonomy places the organism in Eukaryota, Viridiplantae, Streptophyta, Magnoliopsida, Poales, Poaceae. The record is from the annotation of a GenBank genome assembly.